AUGGUUGCCUCCGUGAAGCGUACUGUAAGGAUUAAAACCCAACAAGCCAUUUUACCAGAUGUCCCGCCACCAGUGGAAAAUUUCCCAAUGCGCCAUUGGAGCAUUGAGAUUUUUGUCCUGGACGAACAGGGAAACGAGGUUCCUGCAACAAUUUUCGACAAAGUAGUAUACCACCUACACCCAACCUUCGCCAACCCCACCAGGACAUUCACAGAGCCCCCAUUCAAAAUCGAAGAGCAAGGGUGGGGUGGCUUUGAGCUUCUGAUAAGCGGUCACCUACUUGAAAAAGGUGGCGAAAGAAAGCUCACGCACGACUUGCAUUUUAUGAAGGAGGUAUAUGAGGUGGACCAUGUAAUCCAGGUACCCACCAACAAGCCGCUACUGAAAGCAGAAUUACAAAAAACUGGGCCUGUCGAGGAAACAGUAGCAUCAACAGCAGGUACUCCCACCGCAAGCGGAGUAGGCGAAAAGCGCAAAGCCAUUUCCAACGGUGAGUCGAAGAGCAAGAAAGCCAAGACUGGGACAGGUAGUGCAGUUAAAGGCAGCGUCGACUUAGAGAAACUGGCUUUUGGGCUCACAAAACUUAACGAAGAUGAUCUCGUCGGUGUUGUACAAAUGGUCACCGACAAUAGAACCCCAGAUAUGAAUAUCACAAAUAACAUCGAAGAAGGAGAGUUCAUAAUCGACCUGUACAGCUUACCAGAAGGUUUACUGAAGAGCUUAUGGGAGUAUGUCAAGAAAAACACCGAUUAA
Molecule: messenger RNA, 753 nt
Organism: Lachancea thermotolerans CBS 6340
Lineage: Eukaryota; Fungi; Ascomycota; Saccharomycetes; Saccharomycetales; Saccharomycetaceae
Product: KLTH0D10230p
Exons: 2
Coding region: 1-753 (250 amino acids)
Biological process (GO): chromatin remodeling; regulation of transcription by RNA polymerase II
Cellular component (GO): NuA4 histone acetyltransferase complex; Swr1 complex
Molecular function (GO): histone binding
Source: RefSeq, a predicted model, not a curated record